UGUCAAAAUAUUAAUGAUAAUAAGAAUUCUCGAUAACUUUGUUUUGGUUUUGGUGAUUCUAAAUGCGAUUCUAAAUUUCACAUAUCGAAAUUAUAAUGGUUAAGGUUGACAUAGAAUAUUGUGGUUUUUGUAAUUUUGAAAAACAAUGUCAUGAAAUUUCAGAAGUCAUUAAAAGUAGAUCACCAGAUGCAUCAGUAAAUUGUCACAAGGGAAGGCAGGGAGCUUUCGAAGUAAAAAUAGAUGAUGAAUUGGUUUAUUCGAAAAUUCAACGCGUAGCUUUUCCAGAUUAUUCAUCUGUAGCUGAUAACGUUCAGCGAGCAGCUGAAGGAAAAACAUUAGAAAAAAUUCAAGAACAAAAAAUUAAUGAUUGCUGUUUGUCAUAAAUAUGGAGUACUUCAGUGAUUUCGUCCAAUUCUGAAUUUGUGUAUAAUAUUACUUUGAUAAAAAUUUGCAUAUUUCCUGUCCAAAUUUGAAAAAAGAAAAUUGUCAAGGAUGUUUUGAUAAGCUCAUUGCAAAAAAUAUAGUUUUAUCCAAAAAUUGUAUUUUUCCCUAUCUGCAGGAGAAGUGAGUUAGAAAUUUUGUGUAUGGAUUUCAUCAAAACUUAUUUACAUCUUUAACCAGAACUUGUGAAUCGGUAUCUAAAAAUUAACUUGAACAAAAUUUUCGCUUUGAAUAGAAGAAUUUAAAUUGACUAAGGAAAUUAAACAAUGCAGCAACAGUUAGAUAUUUUAAUUGAGAGUUAAUCAUGUUAUUUUUUCUAGAUUUUGUAAUAAAAGUAGUUUAGAUA
This is a messenger RNA of Condylostylus longicornis, 787 nucleotides long. RefSeq names its product migration and invasion enhancer 1. The record is from RefSeq and is a predicted model, not a curated record. The coding region runs from base 96 to 383 and encodes 95 amino acids. The transcript has 2 exons. NCBI's taxonomy places the organism in Eukaryota, Metazoa, Arthropoda, Insecta, Diptera, Dolichopodidae.